Messenger RNA from Callorhinchus milii (elephant shark), 2294 nucleotides. RefSeq names its product solute carrier family 5 member 8, like (gene slc5a8l). Gene Ontology annotation, molecular function: organic acid:sodium symporter activity. NCBI's taxonomy places the organism in Eukaryota, Metazoa, Chordata, Chondrichthyes, Chimaeriformes, Callorhinchidae. Gene Ontology annotation, cellular component: membrane. The record is from RefSeq and is a predicted model, not a curated record. The transcript is spliced from 15 exons. Bases 61 to 1908 code for a protein of 615 amino acids. Gene Ontology annotation, biological process: propanoate transmembrane transport; sodium ion transport.
GCAUCUUUUGUACAUUUCUUUCCCUGAAAACUUUUCGGAUUCCCCGGUUGGUGUUUGGAGAUGGCUACCUCCAGGAGUUCAGUGGCUCAGUUUAAUGUCUGGGAUUAUGUUGUCUUCAUUGUGAUGUUGCUCAUCUCUGUCUUCAUUGGGAUUUACCAUGCCAUUAUGGGCAGGAGGCAGCAAUCUAACAGUGAGUUCCUGUUGGGUGGCCGGCAGAUGAGUGCACUGCCAGUGGCUCUCUCGCUCACUGCCAGCUUCAUGUCUGCCGUCACAGUUAUUGGCACGCCAGUAGAGGUGUACCGCUUCGGAGCUAUCUUCUGGAUCUUCUGCAUCAGCUACAGCAUUGUAACCAUCAUCAGUGCCGAGUUCUUCCUCCCGGUGUUUUACCGACUCGGAAUCACCAGUACCUAUGAGUAUUUAGGAAUGCGAUUUAACAAAUAUGUGCGCAUGCUCGGCACCUCAAUGUACAUCAUCCAAACAGUGCUGUAUACAGGGAUUGUCAUAUAUGCCCCCGCCUUGACCCUCAACCAAAUAACUGGAUUUGACCUCUGGGGAGUGCUGGUUGCUACAGGCCUGAUCUGCACCUUUUAUUGUACUCUGGGAGGGCUGAAGGCGGUGGUAUGGACAGAUGUGUUCCAGAUGUCCAUCAUGAUCUCUGGAUUCUUGGCUGUUGUAAUCCGAGCUACGGUGGUUGAAAAUGGCAUCGCCCAGAUCUGGAAUAAUUCCUAUCAUGGAGGAAGACUGAAUUUCUGGGACUUUAAUCCAGAUCCCUUGAGGCGACACACUUUCUGGACAAUAGUGAUCGGUGGGAGUUUUAUGUGGACAGCGAUUUACGGCAUUAAUCAGUCUCAGGUUCAGCGUUACAUCUCAUGUAAGAACAAGUUUGAAGCGAAGCUAUCUCUGUAUCUUAACAUGAUUGGGCUGUGGGUCACAACCACGUGUGCUGUGCUGACGGGACUCUCCAUGUAUUCCAUUUACUCCCAGUGCGACCCUCUGACUGCAAAUCUGGUCAGAACAUCUGAUCAGCUGACUCCGUACCUAGUGAUGGAUAUUCUGGGAGGUUAUCCCGGGGUUCCAGGGCUCUUUGUGGCAGCUGCAUAUAGCGGUACCUUAAGCACCGUCUCGUCCAGUAUCAAUGCCCUGGCUGCCGUCACUGUGGAGGACUUUAUCAAACCUAACAUCAACUUGUCUGAAGAAAAACUGUCCUGGAUUUCAAAGGGACUCAGUUUAAUGUACGGACUAAUCUGCAUUGGAAUGGCUGCAUUGUCCUCUCUGAUGGGAGGAGUACUGCAGGCCGCUCUCACCAUCUUCGGGAUUGUCGGAGGGCCACUGCUGGGAGUCUUCCUCCUGGGUAUGAUUCUGCCAUGUGUUACUUCCAUUGGAGCAAUUUGUGGCCUUGUGGUGGGUUUUCUACUGACCAUGUGGGUGGGAAUCGGUGGACAAAUCUAUGGCCCACUGCCUGAUAAAACCCUGCCUUUGCCUCUCAGCACCGCAGGCUGUAUUUUCAACAACACUGAGCAGCCAAGCACAGUCACAGCCACGCUCUGGAGCACAAUGAACCCCGUCACACAGCCAGACUUCAGGCCAGAGAUUGCUGACACCUGGUACUCUCUCUCUUACCUUUACUUAAGCCCAUUAGGAACAGUGGUUGUGUUUGUGGUUGGACUCAUCGUCAGUAUGCUGACAGGGGGAAGAACGAAUCAGGUGAACGGGGACCUCCUGAUCACAAAGAGGGACCUGAUCUGCUGCUUCUGUUUCACUGAUACCAGCGAUCACUCAGAGGAGAAGGACAUCAAGCAGCAUCCGGAUGAAACAUUUGAGAUUGGGAAAGACAACCUUGCCUUCACUCACCAGGAUCCAAUCUGUCAUGAUAAAGAGGACCAGAUCCAGCCCAACACUUACUUAUAGAAAUACAUACAAUACCUUAGAGACAAGGGAAGUGUUGAGAAUAAUGUUGAGCUGAACUGUAUAGAUUUUCCCUCUGAAAAGUGGUGAAAAGGUGAUUCUGCCAUCUUUCUCCACAAGAGCCUCAAAUGCUGGAGUUCGACCCGCCAUUCAGCUCCAAAUUCUCUCCAACAUCAAUGGCUUUCUAAACGUUGGGUACCUGCAACCGGAUAAUUCAUAUGUGGCCUCAACAGUGAUUUAUAGAGUUAAGUAAUUUUUAAAUUUUAAUUUUUAAAUUUUUAACAUUUAGUCUAAUGUCUUAUCUAAUUAAUAUUAAUCUAACGUCUUCAUUAAUCUAAUAUCUAAUGUUGGAGUCCCAUAGGGUAUUGGUUAGAGCACUCGCCUUGCAA